Messenger RNA from Ipomoea triloba (trilobed morning glory), 1170 nucleotides. Its product is annotated as F-box/FBD/LRR-repeat protein At1g13570-like. NCBI's taxonomy places the organism in Eukaryota, Viridiplantae, Streptophyta, Magnoliopsida, Solanales, Convolvulaceae. Gene Ontology annotation, molecular function: protein binding. The record is from RefSeq and is a predicted model, not a curated record. The coding region runs from base 1 to 1170 and encodes 389 amino acids. The transcript is spliced from 3 exons.
AUGGGUCGACCCGUAGCGGAUGCAUGUAGGGAUUUAAUAAGUCCUCUACCGGUAGAGGUAAAGCACAGAAUUUUGGAGCGUUUGUCCAUCCGAGACGCUGCCAGAACUGCUCUACUCUUAACCCAUUGGAAUCAUGUUUGGUUGCAGUAUGGGAGGCUUUCGUUCGAUUGGGACUUCUCAAAUAGUGUCGAUGAUGAAGGCAGAACUCUGGUUGACAUAAUAAAUAAUAUUCUCCUUUCUCGUGCUGGACCGGUUAAGGAAUUUUGUCUAAUGAUUGAAAAUUAUUAUCCUGAGUUGAGGCAGUCUGAUUUCCAUAGGUGGUGUCUUUUUCUAUCAAGAAAUGGUAUGGAGGAGCUUAACAUACGAUUUAUAAUUUGCGGAGGAGCUUUAUCAUAUAAGCUGCCAUUUUGUAUACUCUCAUGCCGAACAAUUAAGCAACUGAGUGUCCGUGGUCUCUUUAUUGAUUUGCCGGUAAAUAAUGUUGGUGGUAUAUUUUUUAAUGUCACUUCAUUAUCUUUCUCGUUUGUUGAAUUUAGACGCACUGCUAAUGGAACUGCCUCUAGUAUUAGUAUUCCAAACCUUGAGAAGCUGGAUUUCCUAUAUUGUGAAGGGAUUACUAAAUUUGAGAUCAACGCUUCAAAACUUGAAAUGUUGUCUGUUCAUAAUUCAAUGCAUGAUGUGGUUGAAUCAAGAUGGUUGACACCACAUUUGAAAGCAAUUAAGGUUCUUGGGUUGUGUGGCUCUUCCUUGCCGCUCACCAUUGUUAUGCAAUUGCUUCAAAAAUGCCCCAACCUAUGUGAACUGGGAAUUAUAGCUGAUGAGGCAGCAUGCAGACCUGAUAAAGAAGUUGCUUCAAGACGUUUGGAGGAUCCAGAUGGUUGCUUUAUUGUGCAGGAGCUAAAGAUGCUUAACACAAUCAGAAUUGAAUCAUUUAGUGGAUCAGCAUUCGAAAUGCUUUUUGUAAAAAUGCUACUCUCAAAAUCCCCCGCACUAGAGAAAGUUGUUAUUAUGGAAUUUGGUCAUAUUGACACAUCCAUAGCUUUCAAAAGCCUAAGGGAAUUGUUGUGCUUUCCUCGUGCAUCUCCAAAAGCCCAAAUUGUUUGCAUGGAACACGAUGGCUCCAUGUUGGGUUGGGCCAUGGGCAAAUUGUGGUCAAUGGGGACUUGUUAG